GAAAUCUUUAUCAGAUCCAUACGGAAGUGUAUGAAGGUGUCUAAAACAAAGUACAACAGCAACUGUGCAAAAUAAAUGAGAGAGUGAUUUUAUCAUCCCUUAUUCACGGCCACUGCGAUGGAGCCACGGAGGGAAGAUUUAGUACUCGACGCUGAAACACCUCGUGAUGCGCCGGUGAAGAGGGACUACAUGCGACAUGGGGGGCAGGAGUGCAGUCAAUCUCUGUAAUUCAUAGCAGGCGACAUGAUGGUGUGUUUGCGAUUCCACAAGACUAAGUCGAUGUUGGCCGCCCUGUGUGUGUUCGUGCUCUGCUGGCUCUACAUCUUUCCUGUGUACAGGAUGCCAAGCGAUAAAGACAUGGUGGAGGAAGUGCUGCGCCAGGGCCAGGCGUGGACCAAGAACCAGACUGGUAUUGACCUAUACAGGAAGCUGUUAGCUGAAUGCUGUGACCCAAAGAGGAUGUUUGCAUUGACCAUGGAGAAUUCACAGAUUGGCAAAGUCCUGUGGUAUGAUGGCGAGCUCUACCACUACCAUACAGUCAACAAUGACACCUACCCAUUAUUUAUACAGGAUACUCCUUUUCAGCUGCCAUUGAAGAAGUGUGUGGUGGUGGGUAACGGAGGAGUUCUGAAGAACAGCGGCUGUGGCAAAGAAAUCGACCAGGCCGACUUUGUAAUGAGAUGUAACCUACCCCCACUGUCCAAAGAAUAUACUGAUGAUGUAGGCAGGAAGACUCAGUUGGUGACAGCUAAUCCCAGUAUUAUAGAGAAGAGAUUUCACAGCUUGCUCUGGUCUCGCAAGGCUUUCGUGGAAAGCAUGAAAGCUUAUGUCUCCAGCUACAUCUACAUGCCUGCCUUCUCCAUGAAGCCUGGCACAGACUUGUCCCUGCGUGCCUACCAUGCGCUGGCUGAUUCAGCGUCCAACCAGACAGUGCUGUUCGCCAAUCCAGACUUCUUAAAGAAUGUGGGACGCUUCUGGAAGCACCGUGGUGUACACAGCAGACGUCUUUCCACAGGCCUCCUCCUGGUGAGCCUGGCACUGGGAGUGUGUGAUGAAGUGACAGCGUUCGGCUUCUGGCCUUUUGCACUGGGCUUUGACCAGCAGCCUGUCAGUCACCACUAUUACGAUAAUGUGCUGCCUUCAUCUAGGUUCCAUGCAAUGCCAGAGGAGUUCCUGCAGCUCUGGCAUCUCCACAAGAGCGGCACUCUGAGAUUGCGCCUGGGCGCCUGCACUCACUAAAAUACCACAUAUAGGAUGAGGUAUUUUCUUUUUUUAAUUAAAUCUGCCACCCUCACCUACUCUUCAAAUUAGCAUGAGGUGAAAAGAGUGGCUGAAUCUCCUCCCGUUACAAACCUGGUCUAGGUCGGGCUGCAACAUACAAUAAAAUUAAAAAAAAAGAAAAGGGUUGGCGAGACCAAGA
This is a messenger RNA of Ictalurus furcatus (blue catfish), 1420 nucleotides long. RefSeq names its product alpha-N-acetylneuraminide alpha-2,8-sialyltransferase-like. The transcript has 7 exons. NCBI's taxonomy places the organism in Eukaryota, Metazoa, Chordata, Actinopteri, Siluriformes, Ictaluridae. Bases 244 to 1239 code for a protein of 331 amino acids. The record is from RefSeq and is a predicted model, not a curated record. Gene Ontology annotation, biological process: oligosaccharide metabolic process; N-glycan processing. Gene Ontology annotation, molecular function: alpha-N-acetylneuraminate alpha-2,8-sialyltransferase activity.